AUGGCGGAGGAACUGGACUUGACAAACGCCCACCUGCACAGCCUAGAGAACGUGGAUGUCCACCAAGGACUGACCGUGAGCUGGCAUUCCUUGAAGGGUGUCGCCACGAUCUCGGCGAUCUCCUGCUGCUCACCGGUCUCAGCCGCGCAGGCGGUGGACCUCACGGCUAAUAGGCUCAAGGAGGUCGAUCCACGACUUCUGGCGCUAAAGGGCCUGCGCAGCCUAAACUUCCGCCAGAACCUGCUGACUGACGUGUCGGCAUGGGACAGCUGCAGCUGCAAGGGGACGCUGGAAGACCUGGAAUUUCGCGACAACCAGCUGACGCAGAUCCCGCCUUUGAACGGCUUUGUGGCACUCAGGCGGCUCGAGUUCUCAUACAAUGAGAUUCGGUCGUUGGAGCCGGUCGCGUCCCUCUCGUGCGCGCCCCUGCGUGAGCUCUACGUUGCGGCCAACAAGAUAACCGCCAUCGCGGGCCUGUCCAGCCUGACGGCCCUCACGGUGCUGGAGCUGGGCAGCAACCGCAUCCGGCAGGUGGAGGGGCUGGAGGCGCAGGGGGCGCUGGUGGAGCUGUGGCUGGGGCGCAACCGGCUGGAGAGGGUGCAGGGCCUGGGACACCUGACCAACCUGGUGCGGCUGUCGCUGCAGAGCAACAGGCUGGACUCAAUGCUGGGCCUCGAGGGCUGCACCUCCCUCGAGGAGCUGUACCUCUCCCACAACGGCAUACUGAAGCUUAAGGGGCUCGACACGCUCACACGCCUGAAGGUCUUGGACGUGUCCAGCAACCGCCUGACCGCGGUGGAUAACCUCGGAUCGCUCUCCCGCCUCGAGGACCUGUGGCUCAAUGACAACCAGAUUCCAACCUUGGACGGCCUGGACACCGCGCUGGCCAGCCAGAGGGAGUCCCUCACGACGGUUUACCUUCACGGCAACCCGGCGGCGGGCGACCCGCGGUACAAGGAGAAGCUUCUCGCGCUGCUGCCGCGGCUGGCGCAGCUGGACGACAAGGUGCUGCCCAGCAAGACGUGA
Molecule: messenger RNA, 1026 nt
Organism: Monoraphidium neglectum
Lineage: Eukaryota; Viridiplantae; Chlorophyta; Chlorophyceae; Sphaeropleales; Selenastraceae
Product: Protein phosphatase 1 regulatory subunit 7
Exons: 6
Coding region: 1-1026 (341 amino acids)
Molecular function (GO): protein binding
Source: RefSeq, a predicted model, not a curated record